Messenger RNA from Fusarium keratoplasticum, 2481 nucleotides. RefSeq names its product AB hydrolase-1 domain-containing protein. NCBI's taxonomy places the organism in Eukaryota, Fungi, Ascomycota, Sordariomycetes, Hypocreales, Nectriaceae. The record is from RefSeq and is a predicted model, not a curated record. The transcript is spliced from 5 exons. Bases 1 to 2481 code for a protein of 826 amino acids. Gene Ontology annotation, molecular function: iron ion binding; oxidoreductase activity, acting on paired donors, with incorporation or reduction of molecular oxygen; heme binding.
AUGGCUUUCUCACUUUUCUUCGCCUGGGUGACGCUUCUAUGCAGUCUCAUAGCCCAGGUACUCCUCAAGAUCGUGUUCACCCUCGUUGUGCUACUGGCUUCAAUCGCCGUCUACCGAUUGACAUUUCACCCACUUGCACAUAUCCCUGGACCCAGGCUGGCUGCUAUAUCCAGCUUCUGGCACGCAUACCAUGCGAGAAAUGGGCGCAUGGCUCAUCUUGGAAAGAUUUUGCAUUCGCGAUACGGGCCUGUUGUACGCGUAGGCCCAAACGAAGUGUGGUUCGACACCAAGGAGGCUUUUCAGGCCAUCUACAGCAGUGGCAGCGGAUAUGAAAAGUCGGACUUUUACUUGGCCACCAGCCUGAGCAAACCUCGCAUUGACUGGCACCUCAACCCUCACUUUCCCGACACACUCGACCUUCUCUCGGAACGGGAUGUGAGGCGGUACCGAAUUCAGCGCCGCAUGAUUGGCCCUGUUUAUCAGACGUCCAAUCUCCUGCAAUACGAGGCUGCUAUUGACGAUGUCAUUAACCGUGCCAUCGCCAAGCUGAAGAGCUUCAAGGGCGCUCCAGUCGAGCUGAAUGAGUGGAUGCACAUCAUUGCCGUGGAAUGUCUUGGGUCCGUUGUCCUCUCAUGGUCGCCCGGAAUGCUCAAGAGCGGCACUGAUUGGGGAUCGGGCUCGCAUGCCUAUCACGGCUGGAGACGGAAGAGUGUCUUUGGCCUCUUCCCUACAAUUGUCAAGCUCGAGUUUCUGUCCAAAACGGUCGGUCGGCUCUUCAGCUCGGCUUGGGGCGUCAAUUUCAAGACACCGAAGAACUUCAAGCCAUUCUUUGUCGAUGUUGGCAAGCGAGUCUCUCGACGUGUCAACGCAGCCAGAAGACCAAACCCGCCCAAGGACAGCCGCCAGGAUCUCCUUACAGAUCUCAUUCGGCUUCACAAGGUCAGGCCCGACUUUACUGACAAUUACCUGCGCAAAAUGGCCGUGACAAACUUCGGUGCUGGGCAUGAGACCAUGGCGUCCACUCUGACCUCCAUCAUGGCUGUGCUAGGUUCUCUUCAAGAUGUCCAGGCUCAAGUUUCCCAAGAAGUGCUCGCCACGGCAGACUCAAGCCAAUAUUCUACCGCUACCCGUCUCCCGAUAAUGCAGGCUCUCAUCAAGGAGGUCAAACGGCUAUACCCUGUUAUCAGCAUGUCCCUUCCACGAAAGGUUCCCAAAGGCGGUCUUCACCUUCACGGCUUCUAUUUCCCACCCAAUACAACUGUAGGGUGCAAUCCAGUAGCCUUGCACCGAAAUACAGACGUCUUCGGUCCCGACUCUCACCUCUUCAACAUCGCUCGGUGGCUCAACGUAGACCCCGACACGUCUCGCAACAUGGAACGAGUCAGCCUUAGCUGGGGCGGCGGUUCAAGAUCCUGUCCUGGGCGGCAUUUGGCUGAACUUGUGGUCUUUAAACUUGUCCCAUCUCUAGUGAAAGAGUUUAAGAUUGAAGCUGUUCUGCCGCCUGAAGACGAAGGUCGCUCAUAUUUCUUGUCCAUGUUGACGGGAGUCAAGACACGAUUUAUCGACCGACAAGCAGCGGACUCAACGACCGAGACCCAGAAUCCGACAAGCAAUAUCCCAAAGCAUUCAAUCAUGGUUCAGCCUAUCGUCACAGAAAACGCCCUCAUCAGAGGUAGCCGUAUCGCCUAUGGCGUCUACGGCACCGGCACUCCAGUCGUCCUCCUUCACGGAACUCCCUCUUCAUCUCUCAUCUGGCGAAACGUCGUCCCCAAGCUCGUCGAGAAAGGCUUCAAGGUGCACGUCUUUGAUCUCCUUGGCUUUGGCCUUUCUGAGCGCCCCUGGGACUCUGCCGUGGACACGUCCAUGACAGGACAGGUUCCCAUUCUGGAAGGUCUUCUAUCAUUGUGGGGACUGGACAAGACUCAUAUCAUCGCCCAUGACAUUGGAGGUGGUAUCGCUCAGCGGCUGGCCGUGUUCUCACCAGAGAGGGUGCUGUCGUUGACACUCAUCGACGUGGUGUGCUUCGACAGCUACCCCUCGAAGCGGACCAAGCAGCAGAUGCAGAAGGGCCUCGAGUAUCUCAUCAAAGUGAGCGACAACGAUCAUCGCGCUCAUUUUAGAGAGUGGCUGCUUCAAGCUGUCAAGAACCCUGCCAAGUUCGAACAAUCGAGUUUGGACUCCUACUUGGAAUACAUCUCCGGCCCCAUCGGCCAACCGAGCUUGUUUGAGCAUCAGGUUCGACAUUAUGAUCCUAAGCACACGAUGGAAGUGGCCCCUCGCCUUGGUGAGCUGGAGAAGAUACCUGUGCAGUUGAUUUGGGGCGCGGAUGAUUCCUGGCAGGUCGUUGACUGGGCUCAUAAGCUCCAUGAAGCUAUUCCGGGAUCUGAGCUCAACAUUGUGGAGGAUGCAGGGCACUUUUCGCUGGAAGACCAACCUGAAAGGAUUUCUGAGCUUCUUCUAUCAUUUCUGAACAAGCACUGA